Trypanosoma brucei brucei TREU927 is the source of this 978-nucleotide messenger RNA. Its product is annotated as NADH-cytochrome b5 reductase, putative. Lineage: Eukaryota; Euglenozoa; Kinetoplastea; Trypanosomatida; Trypanosomatidae. The transcript has a single exon. The coding region runs from base 1 to 978 and encodes 325 amino acids. Gene Ontology annotation, molecular function: cytochrome-b5 reductase activity, acting on NAD(P)H. The record is from RefSeq and is a predicted model, not a curated record.
AUGCGCUUUGUUCCACCUUUCCUUGCGGGUGCAGCACUCGCAACUUACUACCGACCUCUGGACAAGUCGAAAUCUGCAUAUUGCUACGCGAGUAUUGAAAAUGCCUUACACUUUCAACCUAAACCAAAGCCCGGAAAAGUUUUUUCCCAACGAUACCAACCGUAUACCCUUGGGGAUGUUGUUCCGAUAACACAUGACACUGCUCUUUUUCGUUUCCUUAUUGAUGGAAAUGAAGAGUUUAACCUAAAGCCAUGCUCCACACUACAGGCAUGCUACAAAUAUGGCGUGCAACCUAUGGAUCAAUGCCAGCGCUUCUACACUCCUGUGACGGCUAAUCACACGAAAGGUUAUUUCGAUAUUAUUGUGAAGCGCAAGCAAGGGGGACUCAUGACAGAGCAUUUAUUUGGUAUGCACAUAGGAGAUAAACUUCUGUUUCGAUCAGUCACAUUCAAACUGCAGUAUCGUCCGAAUAGGUGGAAACACGUGGGAAUGAUAGCGGGUGGCACUGGGUUCACUCCAAUGUUGCAAAUCAUCCGUCAUUCGCUCCAGGAAGAAUGGGACAACGGUAUGGUUGAUCGGACUAAAUUAUCUUUUCUUUUCUGUAACCGAACGGAGAGACACAUUUUGUUGAAGGGACUCUUUGAUGAUCUCGCACAAAAGUAUUCCAAUCGUUUUAAGGUAUAUUACACAAUUGAUCAGGCUGUCGAGCCUGACGUAUGGCCGCACUACACCGGACUCGUAACAAAAGAGAUGGUGCAUGAGACCAUGCCGGCACCGAAUGAGGAAAAAAAGAUUAUAUUAUUGUGUGGUCCCGAUCAGCUGUUGAAUCAUGUCGCUGGAACACCAAUGGGAACAAUGAACACCAUGUCGAGUGGAAUGAAUAUCCAACCGAUGGCACCAGACCUCAAUAAUUUAGUAAAUCUUGGGGGGAUAUUAGGGGAACUCGGGUACUCCAAUGAUGAAGUUUAUCGCUUCUAA